Paramecium tetraurelia is the source of this 1452-nucleotide messenger RNA. RefSeq lists its product as uncharacterized. The record is from RefSeq and is a predicted model, not a curated record. The transcript is spliced from 3 exons. Lineage: Eukaryota; Ciliophora; Oligohymenophorea; Peniculida; Parameciidae.
AUGUAUUCAAUUAAAACAGAACAUUUGCCAAUUGCCAUUGUUAGUCUAUAGAUGAAUGAUCGAGAUGAAGAAAUAAGAGUGUAUGAAGGUGAGGACAUUGAACACAUCGUUAGAGUGUUCUGUUAAAAGCAUUACUUGGGACAAGAUUGCGUUGUCUAUUUGAUUAAUCAAAUAAAUGAACAAUUGAAAAGAGAAUCAUCGCCUCGAUUUGGAGACAGCUUUGGUCAGAAUGACAUUUCUCGUCAAUUACUGUACCCUAGUUCAAGUUAGCAAAGUGAGGUUGGCAUUACAACCUAGGCUAGUAGUGUUGAUGAGAAUUAAAACUCAGCCUAAAAGAGUUAUGAAAAAUGGUAAUAAAUCAUAAAUAAAAAAACCGAUCUGAAGUAAAUUAGUGCUGUUACUUAAAAUACAGUAUUGUGGAAUGUUCCUAGUUCAGCCAGAUCUUUCAACGAUAAUAAAAAAGUCUCAACUAAUGAAAGACUCUAUCGAGACGGCUUGGAUAAGCAAAAAAUCAAAUAGGAAAAGGCUCAAUAACAUAAACUCUAAAAAUCUUAAUUGGAAUAACAACAAGCUACUUUUUAACCUUUAAUUUCUCCCAGAUCCAGGUAGAUGGCUGAAUAAAAGAAAUUAAGUAGACCUGAUUGUUCUAUUAAUAAUAUUGGAAGUCAAUUGUAUUAAAAGGGGUUAGAUUUGAAUUAAAAGAAAGAAAAACAAAGAAUGUAAAUGUAAGAAUAGGAAAGAAAAUAAUCUCCUUUUUAACCUAGAAUCACGGACACAAGUAGAAAUCAUUCUCAAAAUAGAUCAAAUACUCCAAUUCAUGAUAAACUCUAUUGUUAAGCUAAGGAGGAUAAGAAAAAGAAGGAAGAAUUUUAAAAUAGAGAAUUCUCUAAAAUUCAUCCAUUCCAUCCUAAUCCUUAAAAUAAUGAAAUUAAACACACUGCAUCAUAUCAAAAGAAAUUGGUAGAUAAAUUAGUUAAAGAACAUGAAGAAAAAUAAAAAAGAAUAGAGAAGAAAAAACAAGAGUACCAAAUUUAAACUUCAAAUCAAGUGACUUUCAAACCGUGUAUCAAUAAAGAUUCUACUUAUAAGAAGGUUAGUGAAAUGAAGGAAUACGAAGAUAUCCAGAUUGCUUAGGAUUUGUAGAAAAUGCAAUCUCGAUUAUAGAGCAAGAAUUCUUUUAGUCAAUCUGAAACGAGAAUUCCAUCGUAAUCAAGCUAAUAAUCAUUAUUUGAUUUAAAUAUUUAGAGAAUUUUCAAUCUACUAGAUAGUGAUAAGAACGGAUACAUAAGCAAAGAUAAUCUUAGCUUAGAUGAGUUGGACAAAAAGACAUUUGAUGUUAUUGAGGUCGUUCUGGUAUAAAUUGACGAAGACCCAUAUAGGGAAAUUAAUUUAAAGGGAUUCAAGUAACUUUGUGAAAUGCAUCAAUUGCACUUAUAAUUAAUUGAUUUAUGA